GACUCCUGCUCUCUGUCACCUGUCAGAAUCCAUCCUCCUGUCACUGGCUUAUAUGGACAAGUCAGUCCAGGGUCACGUGACCUUGGGUUGCUAAAAACAGCUCCAUCAUCCACUCUGAGCCAGGGCCUGAAACAAUGUCCUCCAUAGAGAGAAACCUAAAGGACAUUUGAUCGUACAGUCCUUGGAGUUGUUUCCAGGAAACACUUUCGGAAGCCGUUUGGGAGCACCCUUCCCCGGCUGGACACUCAGGGACGGCCAGGAAAUGAGCGCUUCUCUGAACUACAAGUCUUUCUCCAAGGAGCAGCAGACCAUGGAUAACUUGGAAAAGCAACUGAUCUGCCCCAUCUGCCUGGAGAUGUUCACAAAGCCUGUGGUCAUCCUCCCUUGCCAGCACAACCUGUGCAGGAAAUGCGCCAGUGACAUCUUCCAGGCCUCUAACCCGUACUUACCCACAAGAGGAGGCACCUCCGUGGCAUCAGGGGGCCGUUUCCGCUGUCCCUCCUGCAGACACGAGGUGGUGUUGGACAGACACGGGGUCUACGGACUGCAGAGGAACCUACUUGUGGAAAACAUCAUCGACAUCUACAAACAGGAAUCCACCAGGCCGGAGAAAAAGUCAGACCAGCCCAUGUGUGAGGAACAUGAAGAUGAACGCAUCAAUAUCUACUGUCUGAACUGCGAGGUGCCCACCUGCUCCCUGUGCAAGGUCUUCGGUGCUCAUAAGGACUGCCAGGUGGCUCCCCUGACCCAUGUGUUCCAGAGGCAGAAGUCGGAGCUUAGUGAUGGCAUCGCUGUACUUGUGGGGAGCAACGACCGGGUCCAGGGCAUGAUCAGCCAGCUGGAGGACACCUGUAAAACUAUUGAGGAAUGCUGCAGAAAGCAGAAACAGGACCUGUGUGAGAAAUUUGAUUACCUCUACGGCAUCCUGGAGGAGAGGAAGACUGAAAUGGCACAAGCUAUCACCAGGACACAGGAGGAGAAACUGGAGCACGUUCGAGCCCUGAUCAGAAAGUACUCUGACCACCUGGAGAACGUAUCAAAGCUGGUAGAGUCAGGGAUCCAGUUCAUGGAUGAGCCGGAAAUGGCAGUGUUUCUGCAGAAUGCCAAGACCCUCCUGCAAAAGAUCGCAGAAGCAUCGAAGGCAUUUCAGAUGGAGAAAAUAGAACAAGGUUAUGAGAUCAUGACCAACUUCACCGUCAACCUCAACAGAGAAGAGAAAAUUAUACGUGAAAUUGAUUUUUACAGAGAAGAGGAAGAGGAAGAGGACGCAGGAGAAAUAGAUGAUGAAGGAGAGGACGCAGUAGAAGUAGAAGAGGUAGAAAAUGUUCAAAUAGAGUCAUCGGGGGAAGAGGAGAGUCCAGAAAAAUCACCAGAGCCCUCUCAGCCGGCCUCGGAGCUCCAGGCUGCCCCAGCACCACUACUUGCUGUCUCUCCAGAACCACUUUCAUCCACGCCGCCUGCCGCAGAUGCCCUGGUGACACAGGGGGAGGUGGUGCCUACUGGCUCUCAGCACACCACACAGUCCGAAACUCCGGGCCCUUCAGCAGCGGAAACUGCGGAUCCCCUGUUUUACCCUAGUUGGUAUAAAGGCCAAAGCCGGAAAACCAUCUCCAACCCACCUUGCACUCCUGGGAGUGAAGGUCUGGGCCAAAUAGGGCCUCCGGGUGCUGACGAUUCCGGUGUGCGGUCGGCAGAAGUGGCAGAAGCCGCAGCCAAUGAGCAGGCAGCAGUGAGUGGUAAGGAAUCUAGCGCACCUGUGGCUACCUCUCAGAUUGGAUCUGAGGCCCCUGCUCUCCAGGGACAGCCCCCGGCCUCUGGGAGUGGGGGCGGGGCUGACUCGGAGCCGGCUCGCCAUGUCUUCUCCUUCUCCUGGUUGAAUUCCCUGAGUGAAUGAUAUUUAUUCUCGCUGCUGCCCUCUGUCUGCCUGGCUGAGAAGCGCACAGGCAGCAGAGACCUGGGUGGAAUUCGCCAUGAUGCAUAUGAAGGGGACCUCUGGACAGGAUUUUUGAAGAAACAGACAGACAGACAGACAGACAAACCACUUUAAUUCCAUAUGAAUCAUCUAACUUGUUGGGAAAAUGAAUAUGUCCAGGACAAAAUUGCAGAAAACACUGAUUUGAAGAAACUUGAUCUUCCUUUUUAUUGUAUGGGAAUCAUUCUGAAGGUUAUACAG
Messenger RNA from Acomys russatus (golden spiny mouse), 2173 nucleotides. RefSeq names its product tripartite motif containing 55 (gene Trim55). The transcript is spliced from 10 exons. NCBI's taxonomy places the organism in Eukaryota, Metazoa, Chordata, Mammalia, Rodentia, Muridae. The record is from RefSeq and is a predicted model, not a curated record. The coding region runs from base 263 to 1894 and encodes 543 amino acids. Gene Ontology annotation, molecular function: zinc ion binding.